Molecule: messenger RNA, 1206 nt
Organism: Solanum lycopersicum (tomato)
Lineage: Eukaryota; Viridiplantae; Streptophyta; Magnoliopsida; Solanales; Solanaceae
Product: F-box/LRR-repeat protein At3g26922-like
Molecular function (GO): protein binding
Source: RefSeq, a predicted model, not a curated record
AUGAGUCCACGUACUAGAAGCAAGUCAGCUAGAGAUCUGACCAAGUCUAUUAUUUCUGAAUUACCGAUUGGUGCACUACAUAGAAUACUAGAACUUAUGCCCAUCAAAUAUGCUGCAAGAUCUAGCAUCUUAUCAAAACAUUGGAGACAGUUAUGGUCUACACAGCCUAAUCUUGUGUUCGAUCCUAUGUUUUUUCAGCAUGUAUCUAAUACUGAGGAUUCUGCUGCAAGCAUAAUUCAUAAAAUUCUCAUGAAACAUACUGGAGAUAUUCUGGGAUUCCAUCUCAUCUCCGAUGCAGACACUUUAACACAGUCCGAUGUGGAUAAAUUCAUCAUUUUUGCCUCGAAUCAUGGUAUCCAAAAGCUCACUCUAGAAAUGGCCAAUGAUGAAAAAUAUGUGUUACCUGAUAGCAUAUUUACUUGUGCAACGUUGACACAUUUGAAGCUCUCAAUGUGCACCUUUAAUCUUCCGGAUGGUACCCGAUUUCCCAAUCUUAUUAGCCUUCAGUUAGAACAUUCUAAAAUUGCCGGUCAUCGAGGAUUCGAAAACAAACUUAAUUUGCCAAUUCUCGAGACUUUGGAGUUGAGAUUUUGUGUUGAUGUUCAUUCUGUUUCUUUGGUUUGUCCAAAACUUGAGAACUUGUCUAUCAUUAGCAGCUAUACAAUUACAUUUCGAUGUUUUUUUCUGAACCCAAUCUUUAGUAUCAUUAAGCACCUCUGCUUGAAUGGAACUUCCCUGGAGAAACUUCGCUCGGCGUAUGUGGAAGACAAGCUUCGCCAACCACUAAAAUUGCAAAGCCUGAAAAUAUGUAACUUUAAGAUUUCAGUUGAAAGUAUUGCUUGUGCAGUUUGCCUGCUUAGGAGUUCUCCCAACCUUUACAAAAUCGAAAUAGACAAAGUUGCUAAGGUUGAUGAGACAUUGAAUCAGAAAAGGGAACUGUUAUCUUACUUAUCAAUGAAAAAAAAAUGUGUGGAUGAAGCUCUGAGAUUGAUUCAAACAUUGAGGUUGCGGAAAUUCAAGGGAUCAAGAAUUGAAAUGUGCUUAAUAAGAGUCAUAUUUUCUCAUUCUCCAAACCUAGAGAGGAUGAUCAUUGAACAGUGCGGGGAAUUAGGAAAUACUACAAACUAUAAGGAAAAAUUGAGGGAACAGUUACGCUCCAUUACUCGAGCAUCACCAAAAGCGAUAGUCGUAUUUGCUUUGUCAUAG